UAGGUCUGGGUAACUUGAAAGCUCAUGCUCUUUGCACAUGAUGAACAUUUAAAAAAAAAAUGUUUUCCAUCUUUUGGUUACCAAAUCACUUUAUUUUCAGUGAAGAGCUUUAGGGUUUAUGACAGUUACUUACAUUAUUAGUUUCUGUUAUCAGCUAUUGCUAUUUUUCUAUAUAAGUUAUUCUUUUUACUGCUUAAGUAGGAGCCUCCAAAGGUAUAUCUUGAAGUAUAGCUCCAGCUGGAAGGUACCUUUUAAGUCAUUCAAGGUCAAGAUGAGUACAGACUCAAAGGAUGUUUUAUCCCUGGAUGUUCAAGUUCCUGAAGACUGGGAAGAGUUUCUGACAAUGAAAGUAGAGGCAGAAAGUCAUCUUCAAAGGCAAGAAUCCAGACUGAAAUGCAAUAGUCCACUGACAAGGGAAAUCUUCCGAAGACACUUUCGACAGCUCUGCUACCAGGAGACCCCUGGACCAAGGGAAGCUCUUACCCGACUCCGGGAACUUUGCUACCAGUGGUUGAGGCCACAUGUGAGCACAAAGGAACAGAUUUUGGAUCUACUGGUGCUGGAGCAGUUCCUGUCCAUCCUGCCAAAGGAGCUGCAGGACUGGGUGAGGGAACAUUGUCCGGAGAGUGGGGAAGAGGCUGUGAUUUUACUGGAGGAUCUGGAGAGAGAGCUCGAUGAACCACAACAUGAGAUGGUAGCCCACAGACACAGACAAGAAGUCCUCUCUAAAGAGAUAGUACCUCUAGGAAAGCAGACAUCACUGAGCCUUCAGUCCCAGCCUAAGGAGCCUCAGCUAACAUGUGACCCUGCUCACAAGUCCCAACCUAUUGAAGAGACAGACAUAUUUCUGUUUUCCAAACCUGUUGUGAUCCCCCAGCUGAAGGGAGGAGGAGAACCAUGGCCUAACAACAGAGGAGUCCUAAGAGAUGAAGUGACCAAGGCUGAGGAAAGAGAGUUGGUGUUAAAGAAAGACUGUUCUAAGAUAGUGGAACCACAUGGGAAAAUGUUUCAGGAACAGACCUGGGAGGUAUCACACCAGGAUCCUCAACUUGGAGAAGUCGAUGAACAUAAGAAUCAAAGAGAGAGGAAGUGGGGAAACCCCUUAGGAGAGGGGCAACACAAAUGUGAUGAAUGUGGAAAGAGAUUUGCUCAGAGCUCAGGUCUCAUUAGACAUCAAAGAAUUCACACAGGAGAAAGACCCUAUGAAUGUAAUGAGUGUGGGAAAGCCUUCAGUCGGAGUUCUGGUCUUUUUAAUCACCGAGGAAUCCACAAUAUAGAGAAACAGUACCACUGUAAGGAGUGUGGGAAGGCCUUCAGUCAGAGUGCAGGUCUUAUCCAGCAUCAGAGAAUCCACAAGGGAGAAAAACCCUAUCGGUGUAGCCAGUGUGAUAAGAGCUACAGUCGGCGUUCAUUUCUCAUCGAGCAUCAGAGAAGCCACACAGGGGAGCGACCUCACCUGUGCACUGAAUGUGGGAAAAGUUUUAAUCGCCACUGCAACCUCAUUCGCCAUCAGAAGAUUCACACAGUGGCUGAACUGAUCUAGUCCUUGUUAUGAGCAUGUUUUCCAGAUCACUGGCCAAGUGAUAGGAUAAGACUAGAAAAUUCUUCUUCCUGUCUUUACUAAAUGUGUUUGAAACACUUACUGAUCUAUGGCCCAGGGACUUCCUAAGAAGAAAGUUUGGGGUUUUUUAAACUGCUGCUUUCUCUUUUGUUCAUUUACCCCUUUUCUCUUCCUACUAGCUAUGUCCCUCUUAUUUAUUCUCUUUGAGAUGGCUGCUAAACCCUCCUAAUAAUAAUAAAUGGCACUGCUAGAGCCAACAUGCCUGAAA
Carlito syrichta (Philippine tarsier) is the source of this 1829-nucleotide messenger RNA. It is a transcript of the gene ZSCAN9, whose product is annotated as zinc finger and SCAN domain containing 9. Gene Ontology annotation, molecular function: RNA polymerase II cis-regulatory region sequence-specific DNA binding; DNA-binding transcription factor activity, RNA polymerase II-specific. The transcript has 4 exons. Gene Ontology annotation, biological process: regulation of transcription by RNA polymerase II. Bases 119 to 1543 code for a protein of 474 amino acids. The record is from RefSeq and is a predicted model, not a curated record. NCBI's taxonomy places the organism in Eukaryota, Metazoa, Chordata, Mammalia, Primates, Tarsiidae.